This is a messenger RNA of Choloepus didactylus (southern two-toed sloth), 967 nucleotides long. RefSeq names its product 5', 3'-nucleotidase, cytosolic (gene NT5C). The transcript is spliced from 5 exons. Gene Ontology annotation, molecular function: 5'-nucleotidase activity. The coding region runs from base 16 to 909 and encodes 297 amino acids. NCBI's taxonomy places the organism in Eukaryota, Metazoa, Chordata, Mammalia, Pilosa, Megalonychidae. The record is from RefSeq and is a predicted model, not a curated record. Gene Ontology annotation, biological process: pyrimidine deoxyribonucleotide catabolic process.
ACCCUGGGCGCUCGGAUGCAAAUUAGCCCGGCGGCCCCUCCCGCCGCCCGGCGGCUCCGGAAGCGGCGGGCUCCGGCGCGCUCGGCUCCUCGGCUCCCGCGGCCGCCCUUCCCGCCCGGCACUCGCGUCGGGCCGGCGAUGGCGGCGCGGCGCGCGCGGCCGGUGCGGGUGCUGGUGGACAUGGACGGCGUGCUGGCCGACUUCGAGGCCGGCCUCCUGCGCGGCUUCCGCCGCCGCUUCCCCGGGGAUCCGUACGUGCCGCUGGAGGAGCGCCGGGGCUUCCUGGCCCGCGAGCAGUACCGCGCGCUGCGGCCCGACCUGCCGGAGAAGGUGGCCAGCGUGUUUGAAGCUCCAGGCUUCUUCCUGGACUUGGAGCCCAUCCCGGGGGCCCUGGAAGCCCUGCGGGAGAUGAGCACCAUGGAGGACACUCAGGUCUUCAUCUGCACCAGCCCCAUGAGGAAGUAUGACCACUGCGUCAGCGAGAAGUACCGCUGGGUAGAGAAGCACCUGGGGCCCCAGUUUGUGGAGCGCAUCAUCUUGACUACAGACAAGACGGUGAUCUUGGGGGACCUGCUCAUUGAUGACAAGGACACCAUUCAAGGCCAGGAGGACACCCCAAGCUGGGAGCACAUCUUGUUCACCUGCUGCCACAACCAGCACCUGGCCCUGCCCCCCACAAGGAGGCGGCUGCACUCCUGGGGGGACAACUGGAGGGAGAUCAUAGACAGCAAGCGGGGAGGCUCACCAUGGGACCGGACCGGGGCUCGGUCAGGAGCAAGCCAGGGGCGAGUAGCUGCAGGCAGGGGAGGCGGCCGGCAGAGAACUGGAGCUGAGCAGAGUGACACGGAGCCUCGCGGCAGGGUCUCCCCCUGUGGCAGGGAGAGCCGGUACCCGCUGUUCUCCCUCUGACCCAGGCCCUUGGCAAUCAGUCAAGAACAUUUUAAUAAAAAAUGUUGGUGCUCUGGUC